CACCCAAAAAAAAAAAAAAAAAAAAAAAUCGAUUUAAGUCUCUAGAGUUCUAACAAAAUUCCAGACCCAAAUCCCCACACCCCAAAAUUCUCAACCAUCCUCCCAUCCAUUUUAUCCCGACUAAUAACCAUCUCCCCUUCAUCGAUGUUCUCAACCCAAUUCGUCCUCACCUUUUCCCUCCUCCUUUCCCUCCCAAUCCUCUUCCUCCUCGCCCCUCGUUUCCUCCCUCCGCGCCGCCCUUCCGUCCCAAUCCCUCUCCCCGACGAGCUCGACGACCUCUCCCUCUUCAACCGCGCCGCCUCUCUCUCCGGCCCCUCCAACACAUUCUCCCACCUCUCCUCCAAAAACCCCAAACUCAAGAUCGCUUUCCUCUUCCUCACCAACUCCGACCUCCGCUUCGCCCCUCUCUGGCAACAGUUUUUCGAAAAUGCCCCUGCCAAAAACCUCUACAACGUGUAUGUUCACGCCGAUCCUUCCGUCAACGUCACCCGCCCUAAGGGCACCGUCUUCGAAUUCCGCUUCAUUCCGGCCAAGAAAACCUACCGCGCCUCCCCGACGCUCAUCUCCGCCACCCGCCGCUUGCUCGCCACCGCCGUCAUCGACGAUCCGGCCAACGCGUUCUUCGCCGUGCUGUCUCAGUACUGCGUCCCUCUGCACUCUUUCCAGUACGUGUACAGCUCGCUCGUCACCUCCACCACCUUCGAUCUGACUCAGUCUCCCUCCGAGUCGGCUCAGUACGGCGGGGUGCGCCUCAAGUACAAGAGCUUCAUCGAGAUCAUCUCCAAGAACCGGUCGCUGUGGAAGCGGUACGCCGCGAGAGGCCGGUUCGCGAUGAUGCCCGAGGUCCCGUUCGAGAAGUUCCGGGUCGGGUCGCAGUUCUUCGUGGUGACGCGUAAGCACGCGCUGGUUGUGAUCAAGGAUCGGACUCUGUGGAGGAAGUUCAAGCUUCCGUGUUACCGAGAAGACGAGUGUUUCCCUGAGGAGCACUAUUUUCCGACUCUGCUAUCAAUGGCGGACCCCAAUGGCUGCACCCAUUACACUUUGACAAAGGUCAAUUGGACCGGUACGGUCAAUGGUCACCCGUACACGUAUCGCCCACCCGAAAUUUCGGCCGAGUUAAUAUAUCGGCUGCGUGAAUCCAAUUUUUCCGAGUCGUACUUGUUCGCCAGGAAAUUCACUCCUGAUUGCCUGAAACCCUUGAUGGGUCUCGCCGAUUCGGUCAUUUUCCGCGACUGAAUGAAAUUUUUCGGUGAAAAUGGCCAAUUGUUAAAAGUUUUUUUGACUUGUUCCGGUGGGGUAUGGUUUUGAAGCUGGCGCUAAGUGCCUUCAAAGUACAACCAAUGUGAACCCAGAAGGUCCAAAGUCACGGACAAAUGUAAAAGGAAUCAAAAAGAAAUCAAAGGAAAAGAGAUACCUGUGAAAGAGUAAGAGAAAAGCAGGUACUUUUCUUUAAAGUGUAUUGUGAUGGUGUAAGAGUAGUACUAUUAUGGUAAUAGUAGUAGUACUAUGAGUAAAUGUAGAUUUUAGUCCAUUUGUGAUGUGUUUUUUGUACAUAUGUAGCAAUGGAUUAUAACAUAUCCACAUGUAACUUAGGGAGGGGAAGGAAAAAAAGAAGAAGGAUUUAUAUAAUAUAUUUAUAUAGAACCAAAUUGUUCUUGAUGGUGGGGAAGUUAGCUAUUUUGGGUGGGGAAAAAAAAAAUACUCAAAUAGUGCCACCCAAAACUUAAGGUUCAAUUUAUGAUGAUAAUGUGAGGGAACAAUAAUUGGCUUUAUUUUACAGCCGGGUGAAAUGUAAAAAUCAAAGCCGGUUUUGGCCAUUUGUUCCUUCCUUCUCUUUGGAUUCCCCAUAUCCCAUUUUUUUCUUUUUGGCUCCUUGUACAAGACAGAGAGAUGCUAGGAUCAUUGUGUACUAUUUAUAAUACAAUUUCUCUAUAAAAAAAAAAAAUGUAAUGCUGAAAGAAAUGAAAAGGAGAAUUUUGUCUCUCUA
Quercus lobata is the source of this 1987-nucleotide messenger RNA. RefSeq names its product Core-2/I-branching beta-1,6-N-acetylglucosaminyltransferase family protein. Gene Ontology annotation, cellular component: membrane. Gene Ontology annotation, molecular function: glycosyltransferase activity. The transcript has 2 exons. Bases 145 to 1236 code for a protein of 363 amino acids. Lineage: Eukaryota; Viridiplantae; Streptophyta; Magnoliopsida; Fagales; Fagaceae. The record is from RefSeq and is a predicted model, not a curated record.